UCUGGACGCCGGAAGUGAACAGUAGUUCCUGUUCGGGAUGUUUAUUGGCUCGACAGAAACAGGGCGAAAAAAGUGGAACUGCAGGAAAAGAGAGGUCUGUCGAUGGUUAUAAAUGGAAUACACUAUGAACUCUAACAGCCCCUUUGGUGGACAGAAUCCAUCUGGCUCCCUUGGUCAGAAUCAGGGCAGUUCAUUGUUUGGACAACCAUCUGCGUUUGGACAGACAUCAACAGCUUCACCUGUUCCUUUAUUUGGUCAGACUUCAUCUAGUCCUUCAGCUCCCUUAUUUGGACAGACUUCAGGUAGUCAUUCAGCUCCUGCAUUUGGGCAAACUUCUAGUACCCAUUCAGUCCCUGUGUUUGGGCAAGCCUCUACUGCCCAGUCAGCUCCCAUGUUUGGACAAACCUCUACUGGCCAAAUGACUUCCCUCUUUGGACAGACCUCUACUGGUCAAUCGAAUUCCAUGUUUGGGCAAGUCUCUACAAGCCAAUCAGUUCCUCUUUUUGGGCAAGUCUCUUCUAGCGAGCCUCCCCCAUAUGGACAAGCCAUCUCUAGCCAAAUAGGUUCCCUUUUUGGACAAGCCUCUAGCAAGCAAUCCGCUCCAUUAUUUGGACAGACCUCUUCUGCACAGUUAACUCCUGCAUUUGGACAGACCACAACUAGCCAAUCUACUUCUAUAUUUGGACAAACACAUGCCAGUCAGACUGCUUCCAUGUUUUCUCCUGGGCAGCCUCCCUCAAUAUUUGGUCAAGCCUCCACUGGGCAAUCUACUCCCAUGUUUGGGCAGAAUGCUUCUGGUCAGUCUUCUGUGUUUGGACAGUCUACAAGUGGACAACCUGCUCCUGUCUUUGGGAAUACAAUUACUACUCAGUCUAAUCCUGCAUUUGGACUUGCCACAACUUCCCAAUCAUUGUCCGCUUUUGGGCAGGUUACAAAUUCUCAAUCUGUACCUGCUUUUGGACAACUCACUGGCAGCCAGUCUACAAAUCUUUUUGGACAAGUUAAUACGUGCCAGUCCAUACCCAUCUUUGGACUGUCCACCACAAGCCAGUCAACUUCUGUGUUUGGUCAGACAACAACUAGCCAGACUUCUACUGUACCAAACUUGACAAGUAAUGUAACAUUUGGAACAAGUGUGCCAGUGUUUGGGCAAGGUACUGUUGCAUCCACGACUUCUUCACUUAGUCAGGCGGGUAAUGGGCAGGGUUCUGUGUUUGCGCAGGCAAACUCUGGACAGGGUUUUCAGUUUGGACAGAUAUCUGCUCAGACUUCCUCUGGUUUUGGACAGACAGCCACCAGCCAAACACCUGGCCUUCAGACUACCUUUAGUACAGCCCCGUUACAAAAGUCUGGAUCAUCAUUUACGCAAGGUGCAGUCAAUUUUGAGCAAUCUUUGUUUCGUAAAGUCACAGGUGGAUCUGAACAACCUGUUUUUGGACAAAAUAGUGGGACAUCUGAGAAAACAUCUGCUACUUUAGAAAAUUCAGGAAGUGCCUCUGUGUUUGGGCAGGUUAAUUCAGAAACUGAUUCAUCAGGUACAAAAAUACUUAACAACUUGGAGCAGAUAUCUAACGAGUCUUCCCGAAGCAACUUUCAACCUCCAUCAAAUUCUACUUUCAAGCCAAUUUUUGGAGCAGUCUCUGAAACGGAGAAUCCAGCGACUAUGUCUAAUAAUAAUCAGAUGUCCAGUCAUAUUCAGCCUAUUGUUCAUACUGGUUCUAGGGAAUCACAGAACAGUACCACAUUUUCUUUUACUUCAGCCGAUAGCAAAGGUAAGGAUGAAACUGCACCUUCACGACCUGUCUGUGGUGUUAGUAGCAAUUUUUCAAAUUUUGUAAACCCUGUUACUAGCUCAGAUCUCUUACAUGUAGGUGAAGUGUCCAAGAAAGAGGAGUCUCCAAAAGGCAUUAAGAGGAAGGAAGAUAUGGGAAGAUCUUCUGUAAAACAUGAGCCUCCCUACUUAGAGGAGAACUUUCCAAGUUCUCGCAGUGAUAAUCCUCCAGAAAAGAAGCCCAGCAGGCUUGCACGACAACUCACAGGUGGUGCCACCAUGUACGUUAGAAGCUUAUAUGAUGUAGUUAAAAGUCAUAUAAAGACUCAACAUAAAAAGGACUCUGAAGAAGUUAUGCACCACCAAGAGCCUCAAACUGAAUCACCACCAGCUGGUUACCCAGUUGAAAACCAAUCUACAGCCAUUAAAACAGCUGUUAGUUCAAGUCAAACUCUGUCUAGCAAAGUUCCAUCGUUUGCUGGAACCAACCAACAAAUGCCAAAGCGUAACUAUGUGCAAGCUGGACAAAGCCAAUCACUUGUUUCUAGAGCUCAUCUUACAGCAGGGAUUAGCCAACAAAAUAUGGAAAAAUCCAAUCCAAGUGUUCGAAGUCAGCUAGCACUUAACAGAGCUCAACCUUUGCCUGAGAGUGAGGAGCAGUCAUCGGACAAUUUAGCUGUUCCUGCUAAAACACCACUGCGCCGGACAUGCAGAGCAGACAGUGGGCCAAGAACAGACCGGGCAAUGCGAUCUCCAAAUGACCUGACUUCCAUUCAUGUCACCAACUUGCCUAAUCAUCUAAACCAAAAGCAGUAUUUGGAGAAAUUCUUCAAAAAAGCAGGAAAGGUGCAACGGAUGUAUUGUAAACCUGCUCGGAAAAUAGCAGUCAUUCACUUCAACAAUCAUACGGCUGCUGCCAAUGCAAAGAAAAUGGCGAAGAAGUUGCACAGCGACGUAUGCAUAUUCUAUUACAAGAAGAAGACGACCAGUCCUGGUAAGAAGGGGGAGUUCUUAAGUAAAAGUGAGCAACAGAUAGAAGAGAGGGAAGAAAGACUGAGUGGAGAGGAGAGUACCAAGCUUUCCCCUAUGCGAAAACGACUGGUCCGAGAUAUAACCACCGGGACUGGGGCUAAAACGUCCCCACCGAAGAAACCUGGGUUCUCCAAGGCUCUGCAUUUUGAUGUUGAAAGCUCUGAUGCCCAAAGACCGCCUUCUGAUUCAUCAGGAAUAGCGCUACCACCGUCACUUUCUCACCUUUUAGGAUUGGUGGCCGAGAGUUCAGAAGAUAAGUACCUCCUACUGAAUCAGCGGGAUAAAAUAUUGCGACAAGCUCGUGUUAAGAGAACUGAAUUAGACCAGGCCAAGCUGUUUGUUGGAACGUGUCCUGAUAUGUGUCCUGAGAAGGAGCGAUAUAUGAGGGAAACUCGCAAGCAGCUGAGUAUAUUUGAACUUCUACCCGGAACAGAUAAGGUAGACCAUGCAACUGCUAUAAAGGAGUAUAGUCGUUCCUCUGCUGAUCAGGAAGAGCCUCUCCCUUAUGAGCUGCGCCCGACGCACGUGCUGAGUAUGACCAUGGACUACCUGGUGACUCAGAUAAUGGACAAGGGAGAGGGGAAUUAUCGGGAAUGGUAUGACUUUGUAUGGAACCGGACUCGUGGGAUAAGAAAGGACAUAACUCAGCAACACUUGUGUAACCUCAGUACUGUGUCUUUGAUGGAGAAAUGUAUGCGCUUCCAUAUACACUGUGCCUUUGAGCUGUGUGAGGAGCCUAUGUCGUCUUUUGAUGCAAAAAUCAACAAUGAGAAUUUGACAAAGUGCUUGCUGAGUUUAAAGGAGAUGUACCAAGACCUUCACAAUCGUGGGAUAUCCUGCCCUUGUGAGCCAGAGUUCAGGGGAUACAGUGUCCUGCUUUCUCUAAACAAGGGAGACAUUCUCAGAGAAGUGCAGGAAUUCCAUUCUACAGUCCUCCACUCUGAAGAAGUCAAGUUUGCCGUGCAAGUGUUUGCUGCUCUGAAUAGCACAAACUUUGUAAGAUUCUUCAAACUGAUUCGAUCCGCAUCAUAUUUAAACAGUUGCAUUUUACACCGCUAUUUUAACCAGAUCCGUCGAGAUGCACUUCGAGUUUUAAAUGUUGCAUACACUCCCAGCAUCCAGAGACCUACCUUAUUCCCGCUGGAGAGCAUGCUGCAGAUGCUGUUUUUCCAAGAUACAAAUGAGGCCACAGAAUUCCUUAAUUCUUAUGGACUCAGUGUAUCUGAAGGUAAUGUUGAACUUAACCGCUCUGCAUUCUUUGAGCCUGAGGUUCUGCCACAUCCCAAGAAGUGCUUCUUCAUUAGCCAAAAGCGGCAAGUCUCUGUAGGGGAGAUUGUGAAUGGAGCAUCUCUCCCACACUUCGCCCUACAUUAUCCUCUGUCCAGCUUUGAUGCUCUGAAUAAGUACACAGGAGGGAACAGCUUAGUUGAACCAGGACUCAGAAGUAUCCAAGAGACACAUGGUUCUGCUAUGUUUGGUAUAGAAAAACCAGAGGAGAGAGAGAUUGAACCUGAAGAACAGCCUAACAAGCAGACUUUUUCACUUCCCACGGAAACCCUAGAACCUAUCCCGGUUGUUCCAAUAUCAGUCUUGCGGCCCAUAAUGGUACCUAAGCCACCCCCAUCUCCUCCAAAGCCAGUUUUUACUGAAGAGGAUAUUCAUUUGCUGGCACAAGAUAUAACUGAGGAAAUAGUGAAAGAGCAAAGUUUUGAACUCAUCCAAGCUGCUACUGCCUACAUCUCUGCUGCCAGAGGGGCAGCAGUCCCUAUUGCUGACACACUGCUCACAGAUGUGAUUUCUGAGAUCUCACACAGAGUAGCAGUGGAAGAAGUGAGCUCUGAGAAGCAAAGAGUGAAGGAAGAGAAGCUCAAAAAGGCAGAAGAAGCAAGGCUAAAACAAGAGAGGGAAAAGCUACUAGACCAAAUCAGCCUGUCUCAGUGCAAAGAUCUAUUAAAGGAGGUUUUAACUGACAGUAUCUACAAUAUUUCAGCUGAAGAGCUUAAGCAUGCUGUGCAGCUAGACAAAAAUGCACGCAUCUCUCGCUGCUCUGAAAAGGUAUGUGAUGAGUAUCUGAGUCAGUUCUUGGAAGUGGAGAUUUUUGAGUUAGCACGAGAUUCCCUUCAUGAGAUGCAGUACUACAGCAAGUACCUUCAGAGAUGGAGGGAAGUGUUGGCUGUGCGUAAAAAGCUAAGGCGGCAAAUGCGAGGUUUCCCAGCCGCACCUGGUUCUGUAAGCCGCAAUGAUAAACUGAAAGCCUUACUUCCCAGCGCUGCUUUACAUGGUGCCCAUCUGGGCUUUGCAAAAGGUUUCCUGAACCUGGGACAUGCUGGGAAAAUAGGGGUAUCUUUUACAAGUUUUCACCAGAGCAGGGAGAAGAUAUUUCACCAGAUGAAAGUUCAGCAUUUUUUCCAGAAGUUGUUAUGUGAUGCUGCUUGGACACCUCUACAGCUACCAUCUCUGAUAGCCCAGAAUCUAGAAUCAUGGAAGGACUGUAUAUUUUGGAAGUUGGUACUACUACUGCCAGAAACCUCAGAGAUACCUGAACCAAGCAGUAUUCUUUCAGAGUGGUUAAAGGCCAAGUUCUCCUGGACAGGUGGUCAGACUUCAGAUACAGAGCAGCAAAGCGUAGACACGCUGGUACUCUACAGCUCUCUUGAAUCUCAGAAUGGCCGCCCUGUGCGUGUUAAUGUGUGUGUCAAGGUGGCACAGGGCCCACUAACAACCUCAGAGAUGGAGCAAGUGGAAACAAAGAGAGAUCUAUUAGGGACCAGUGGCCUUAUCCUUCUAUUGCCACCUGUAGAUGACAGUAUUGAGGAUGAUGUGUAUUGGCUGUCUGCCUUAUUGCAGCUCAAGCAACUACUUCAGGCCAAGCCGUUCCAGCCUCCAAUUCCCCUUGGAGUGCUGGUUCCAGCAUUUGGGAUGAACACUAUGACUAAAGUGGAAGAAGGCCUAAACCUUGCAGAUUUAGUCUCAAAUGGUCUCAUUUCAGAGUAUGAGAUUUUCCCUCUCUCUGGUUCUUUAGAUGACUUGCAAGGUACCGAACAGGUCACCAGUGCUGUACAGUUUCUACUCUCCAGCUGCCCUCAUACCUUGGAAUUAUGCUCCCUUCCCUUGCGCCAGUUUAUAGAAGAUGGCAUAUGUAGUGGAUUUAGCGAGCCUUUUCAUCGAGACAUGUGGGAAAGAAAGAAGGCUCGUCUUCCCUCACAGGAUCCUGCAGCAAUAAUUGAUCUGUACAACAGUGUACUUGCUUUCUUAGCAAAUGUUAUUUCCUCUGAGCAGCUCUCUGAUAUCUCUUGGCCAGUAACUGAGUUCUCUUGUCCAAAUGGCACUGCUGUACUGCCACAUACUUCCUGGAACCACCCUGGGCAUCUUGCCUGGCUAAAGAAGUCUGUACUAUCCUUUCAGAUUCCACAGAUGGACAAACCUCCCCAAGGAGCUCCCUGGCUUCCUGUCUGCUCUAUGAUUCUGGAGUACAUUGAUCAGAUCUGUCGAUGUAAGCAGGGGCUCCCAGUCUUGCUCUCUGAGGUGCAGAUCCUUCUUAGACAUGCAUAUGAUAAACUGCAUACAAAUGCAGGUGGCAGAUACUCGGAGGAGUUUCCUGCAGAAGAAUUUCCAUGGGAUGAUUUAUUAAACCUGUGUAUCAACCACAAGCUUCGAGACUGGGAUCCAUCAGUGAACUCUGAAUACUCGGGUUCUCUUGAAGACAUUCAUGUCUAUUUCUUGCAAGAUGAUCUGAGAAAUCUGAGUCCUUCAAAUUUAUGGGAAAGAGCUCGGAUGAGCACACACACAGAUGCGCAAGAGACUUAUGAUGGUCGAUCUUACAGGCAACGUCUUCCCACACAAAAGACAAAAAUGUUGGCUUCAAUUCGUGUGAGCCCUGAGCAAAACCUGGAAAAUGAAGAGUUAGGAGCCGAGUUCAAGCACAUAAAUAAGCUCAGGUUGCAGCUCAAACAGUCAUUGGAGGCUGAGAGGGAAGAGAGCAAAGGGUGUAAGGAGAAACUGCAGAAGUUUCUUGAAGAAGAAGCUCUGGAAACAUCUGCGUCACCUCUUCUCCCUAUGUACCUUCCGGAAGCCUUACUCAGGCCCCAAGAGAAACCAACAAAUCGGUCACACAGUGGUGUUCAUUCCUCCCCGCUGCAUAUGUCUCUGGAGACUGCUCUAUACAUUUCUUCCCCACAAAGGCCUGUGGAACACAACAUGUCUUCUUCCCCCCUACAAAGGGCUCCAAUAAAAACCCCACAACUGAGAUCUACAGAGAAUAUCAUUCACGCUGCCUCCCAAGAUUCAUCUCUAAGUGAGAGCCUCUCUGCGUCACCUUUGCGUCCCUCUCUUACAGACAAAUUGAAUGAGCUGCGUAGACUCAUUAAUGCAAAUCGGCAGGAAAACUCUGCUUUAGAACUGCACUUAAACACCCUGUUGGAUGUGGGUAAAUCCUGUGAUGCAGCAGAACAUCAUCUUGUCUGAGGCUUGCAGAGAACUUGUGAACUCAUUCAACAACAUGGAAAAACCCUUCACAUAGAGUUACAGGUCACAGCAAGCUAUGCGAACACAGAAUAAAAUUUUUAAAGUUGAUUUUCUGUUUGUCAUGAUCUCGUGCAGUAAAGUGUGCAGUUCACAGGUCUCUAAUAACCAGGAUGGAGUAUUCUUUUCCUUAUACAGCACUUAGACUCCUGCUUAAGUGGACCAGUGAAAGUAUCAGGAAGCUUUUUAGGGCUUAACAAGAGAACCUGACAUUAAGGCCCCACUCUGCAUUAGAUGUUCACAGUAAUACAUGUAAUAGAUGUCACAGAUACCUAUGGAGAAAUAAGAAAGGUUUGGUCUCACUGGGCAACCCUGUGAUAGGUCUGGCCCUGGACAACUUCUGGUCUGAAUAUAAAAAUAGCUUUGCUCCUUGGUUCUUAAAGUGACUAUGAUGGAAGUUGGCUAAAUGUUACUUUUACCUUUAAAAGAAGCCUGUUCAGUUAAACAUUUCAGUUUGAGUGCAGAUUUUUUGGAAUAUUGUUUUCAAUACAAAAGUCUAAACUGACCGUUGUGUCAUGAUUUUGGUAAGUUGCUUUGAGUCAUGGAAAAUAUGUCCAGUAGAGACAUUAAAGCUGGCAGCAGAUGUAACCAGCUGUUCCAUUUACACUUAAAGGGGAAGGAAAAGCAAUCCUUUAGUAGUACCCCAGGCCAGUGCAGUUUUCACCAUACAGGAGCAAUGGCCCAGCAUCUAAAAUAACAAUUACAAUCACCCCCAGUCAUUAUGCCUUUCCUUCUCCUUUAAUUACUUUUUUCUUUAAAACCAAAGCAGAAGUGAAGAUGUGUGAUAUCUAAUUUGGUGUAUAAAUGGAAAAUAUAGAAUUUUUUGCAGUAUGUGCAUUCUAAAUGUACUUCUUUUUGUUCUUUUAAUAUUAAAAUCAUUAAAAUGUUGACACAAA
This is a messenger RNA of Xenopus tropicalis (tropical clawed frog), 8220 nucleotides long. RefSeq names its product minichromosome maintenance complex component 3 associated protein (gene mcm3ap). The coding region runs from base 113 to 7267 and encodes 2384 amino acids. The transcript is spliced from 28 exons. Lineage: Eukaryota; Metazoa; Chordata; Amphibia; Anura; Pipidae. Gene Ontology annotation, molecular function: protein-lysine-acetyltransferase activity; nucleic acid binding. The record is from RefSeq and is a predicted model, not a curated record. Gene Ontology annotation, cellular component: nucleus; nucleoplasm; chromosome.